Molecule: messenger RNA, 1792 nt
Organism: Trematosphaeria pertusa
Lineage: Eukaryota; Fungi; Ascomycota; Dothideomycetes; Pleosporales; Trematosphaeriaceae
Exons: 3
Coding region: 356-1792 (478 amino acids)
Source: RefSeq, a predicted model, not a curated record
CGCUUCUCGACCGAGCACACCCCGGAAACCCCUAGCCCGAGCAGCUCACAGCUGAUGUUUUACAAGCACGGCCCUUUUUCCCUUCUUGGUUCAUAUUGCAUGUCUGGAGUCGGUUCGGUUCGUCUAUACCCAAGGGAGUCUCCAGGCCAAGGUUGCCCACUUUUCGGGCCGCUAUCUCCCUGGAUCUACCCACCGCGGAGGGCAUUGCGGAUUAUUAGCGAGGCGUUGGGUAUGGGAGGCUCACUGGUCCCUUACGCCUCUGUGUACUUUCUUGUUUUGUUGCCGUGGAAGGGAUUGUUCUUGCGCUUUCCUCGUCUAGCAGAGUAAAAGUGUUGAUACGGAUGGUCGGUGUGAGAUGUUCAGGCCAGAUGAAGAGACGGAUGUCGUACGAGGUAGAAUAGGGGAGUGGAGAAUCGAAACAGGUGCCUUCCUUCAAGAACAGAGCAGCCGACUCCAUCGCCAGACUCACAACUCAGUCCCAACUCUGACGACUUCACCCGCCCGACCACACACUUUUAUCAACGCAGCAUUACCACCUCUCCCAUCCCCAGCCUCGCUCGUCUCUGCGCAUCCACCACCGCAACCGCGACCGCGACCGCGCUGGGGAAGAAAAAUGCACCCCUCCCGCGCCUCCCGCCUCGAAACACACAUCCUCACGUCCAUGCUCAUGCUCAUCACCGCCCUGCUCGUCCUGCUCAUGCUGCUAUGGCACAUCUCGACCACCCAUCUCAUCGACGACUAUGGCAUGCCCGAGGAUUGGGAGGAGCGGUUUUUGAGGCGCCAGUUUGAGGGCGGGAGAGGCGCUUUGUGGGGCGGCAUGUUUGUGCUGAUUCCGAUUGAUUGCUUGCAUGCGCUGCUUGCGCUGGACUACUACCAUGGAUGUCGGUAUGAGAGGGGGGAGGGGGGUGCGGAGUCGACGCCGCCGGGGACUAGGAAGGAUAUGUGUAACAGCGACCAUACGAGCGCGAGACCUCCUUCCAGAUCAGCAGCCUCCACAGCAGCCUCCACCAACCCCUCGCAAUCCUCCAUCUCCCUCAAAUCCACCACCACCACCACCCGACAGCGCCAACAACAACCCCUCCCUCCCCACCCCCCACACACCUACCACCCACUCUACGCCCCCCUGCGCCCCACGCUCUCCCUCCUCCUGCUCACACUCUACGACACCCUCGCCACCAGCCUCCUCGCCCUCUUCACCGCCCAUUUCUUCACCAGCACGCCCUCUAACCUGCGCGCCUGCAACUACACGCCCCUCUACCCGGCGAUUUUCACCGACCCGCUGCGCUCCGGGCUCUCCGUGCGCCAGCGCUGCUGGCGCAUCAACAUCGACAUCCACGUCUCCGGCGGCUUCGACGUCGCGGGGUGUCUGCUGCUGCUGGGGCUGCAUGUGUGGGAGGGCGGGUUUCGCGGCUGGGAGUGGGUGAGGUUUGGGAGGGGAGGGGGAGGGUCUGUGCUGGCUGGCGAAGGGGGCGGGGAGGAUGGAGAGGAGGAGGGAGAGGGAGAUGAGGAGAAGAGGGUGACGACGGAGAGUUGGAGUGAGACUAUCCAGCCGACAAUCGCCCAUGCAGACACGCAGCACACAGCUUCCGCUACCACCACCCGCAGCAUUCGCACCACCGGCGACGAAGAGCAGCGAACAGAUAUGGGGAUCCGCCACCGGAGCGCCGAAAGAGCCGAGACGGGACGCCGCAGGGAAAGCAAGGCGGGAAGGACGGCGAGUGUGGCGUCGUCGAUGCGCACAUUGGAGGCGGCGAAGUGGAGUGAGGUGUUGUUGGAAUGUCUUGUUCCGUAA